This is a messenger RNA of Aspergillus niger, 375 nucleotides long. RefSeq lists its product as hypothetical. The record is from RefSeq and is a predicted model, not a curated record. The transcript has 5 exons. Lineage: Eukaryota; Fungi; Ascomycota; Eurotiomycetes; Eurotiales; Aspergillaceae. Bases 1 to 375 code for a protein of 124 amino acids.
AUGCCACGGGGCUCGAGCUGUUCGCGAACUGUUCUUCGGCUAGCAGGGGUGUUGUUGAAUCCUAGUAUCUCUGAACAACUAUGGCCGAGUAGCGUUGUAAUACUCGGAGGAUAUGGGAUGGAUCGAUCGAUGGAUGGCUGCAGCGAAGCAGUGAGCAUGGAGCCGCCGUGUAUCGGACCUGUCCCGGACCUCGGGAUUCAAGUUGGGUUUAGUUGGAAUGACAACUCAAAGCAGGUGAUUUACAUUGUAGCUUGUGGUGCGGAAGAUAAGCUGGGAUCCUUGACGAAUCGGAGCGUAGGGGAGUAUCUGGGGUGGCUUCACUUUGGUAUGUUGGGGGUCCACAAGGAGGAUGGGGAAGAUAUAUCCGGGGGUUAG